Messenger RNA from Salvia miltiorrhiza (redroot sage), 3635 nucleotides. RefSeq lists its product as uncharacterized. The coding region runs from base 294 to 3449 and encodes 1051 amino acids. The record is from RefSeq and is a predicted model, not a curated record. The transcript has 2 exons. Gene Ontology annotation, biological process: cytosolic ribosome assembly. Lineage: Eukaryota; Viridiplantae; Streptophyta; Magnoliopsida; Lamiales; Lamiaceae. Gene Ontology annotation, cellular component: cytosol; ribonucleoprotein complex. Gene Ontology annotation, molecular function: GTPase activity; ribosome binding; GTP binding.
AACUGCCAGAAAACCGCAGACGCAACGGUGGUUUUGGUCGUCGACAUCAGAAAUUCUUCCAUUAGCGGCAGCCAUCGAUUUUGGAGCUUAAACCUGCAGCGCCUGCGACCUUAAACCUAAAAUCGCAAUCGAAGCAAAACCACAAAGAAUUGAAGAGGGAGAAAUACGAUUGACACUGUUGAAGCCUUUCAUCGAACAUUUGCAGUGCACCGUGUUGUUGAGCGCCGGCGUCGUUUUAGGUUCAGACAUUGCACCCGCCUACUCGAAUACCGUAAGAACUCGCCGUCGGAGAUAUGGACGCCGUGGUGGUUGAAGCUGGAACUAAGCCUCCUUCUACGUUGCUUUCGGAGAAGGAUGAUCCGUCAAACAUUGAUGAGACUAGUGAUAAGAAGCUAGUCCGGAAUAUAUGCAUCCUCGCACAUGUUGAUCAUGGGAAGACCACCCUUGCAGACCAUUUGAUUGCUUCUUAUGGCGGGGGAGUGCUUCAUCCAAAGCAAGCUGGUAAACUUAGGUUCAUGGAUUAUUUGGAUGAGGAACAGCGGCGUGCUAUAACUAUGAAGAGCUCAUCCAUUGGUCUGCAGUUUAAAGAGUAUUCUGUUAAUUUGAUAGAUUCACCAGGUCACAUGGAUUUCUGCAGUGAGGUAUCUACAGCAGCUAGGUUGAGUGAUGGUGCACUAGUAUUGGUGGAUGCAGUGGAAGGUGUCCACAUUCAGACCCAUGCUGUACUGCGUCAAGCAUGGAUUGAGAAGUUAACUCCAUGUCUGGUUCUGAAUAAGGUGGAUCGUCUCAUAUCCGAGUUAAAAUUGAGUCCCAUGGAAGCUUAUACUAGAUUAUUGAGGAUUAUCCAUGAGGUUAACGGGAUAGUUAGUGGUUACAAGUCUGAAAAGUACUUAUCUGAUGUGGAUUCCUUGCUGUCAGUUGCUCCAUCUGGUGAUGCAAGUGAUGUAGGUGGUGAGAAUCUUGAGCUUUUGGAGGAUGAUGAGGAGGAUGCCUUUCAACCUCACAAAGGAAAUGUUAUAUUUGCUUGUGCCCUCGAUGGUUGGGGUUUUGGGAUUAGCGAUUUUGCAGAGAUCUAUGCUUCUAAGCUUGGGGCAAGUGCAGCUACAUUACAAAGGGCACUAUGGGGCCCUCGUUACUUCAAUCCCAAGACUAAGAUGGUUGUGGGCACGAAAGGGAUAAGCAAUAUUGCAAAGGCAAGGCCUAUGUUCGUGCAAUUUAUUCUGGAGCCACUGUGGCAGGUGUAUCAGAGUAGUUUGGAAACAGAUGGAGAUAGAGGAUUGAUUGAGAAGGUUAUCAAAAACUUUAAUUUAUCUAUUCCUUCACGCGAGCUACAAAAUAAGGAUCCUAAAGCUGUGCUUCAAGCUGUAAUGAGCCGUUGGCUUCCAUUGGCCAAUACCAUCUUAUCUAUGGUGGUGAAGUGCAUGCCUGACCCUGCUUCUGCUCAGUCUUUUCGGAUAUCAAGGCUGCUGCCUAAAAGAGACAGUUCUGACAACGUGGAUUGUUCUGAUGUGCUUUCUGAGGCAGAACUUGUGAGAAAAUCUGUUGAAGCUUGUGAUUCAAGUCCCACAGCACCAUGCGUUGCAUUUGUUUCUAAGAUGUUUGCUGUGCCAAUGAAGAUGCUUCCUCGUGGGGAGAUUUUGAACAAUCCUGCAGAUGAUGGAGAUUCUGGAGAGUGCUUCCUUGCAUUUGCCAGGAUCUUUAGUGGGGUUCUCUGUGCCGGGCAGAGGGUUUUUGUGCUUUCUGCUUUAUAUGACCCUCUGAAGAUGGAAGCAAAGCAGAAGCAUCUCCAAGUAGCCGAGCUCCAAUCGUUAUAUGUAAUGGCCGGGCAAGGAUUGAAACCAGUUAUCUCUGCAAAGGCAGGGAAUAUCGUUGCCAUACGAGGGCUUGGUCAGCACAUAUUGAAGAGUGCUACUCUAUCAUCUACAAUUAAUUGCUGGCCUUUCUCCAGUAUGGUAUUUCAAGUUGCACCCACACUUAAGGUUGCAAUUGAGCCAUCUGAUCCUGCUGACAUGGGUGCACUCAUGAAAGGAUUGCGGCUUUUAAAUCGCGCGGACCCUUUUGUCGAGGUCACCGUUUCUGCUAGAGGGGAGCAUGUUCUUGCUGCAGCUGGAGAAGUUCAUCUGGAGAGAUGUGUAAAGGAUCUGAAGGAGAGAUUUGCUAAGGUGAACCUGGAAGUAUCUCCCCCCCUUGUCUCUUAUAUGGAGACAAUUGAGGGUGAGAUAACUAAUCCUUUGGAGAAUCUGAAGUUCUUAAGCGGAAACUCUGACUAUGUAGAGAAAACAACACCAAACGGUAGGUGUGUCGUUCGUGUACAAGUCAUGAAACUUCCCCCACCUCUUACCAAGUUGCUCGAUGAAAGUUCUGAACUGCUGGGAGAUAUAAUUGGAGGCAAAUCUAAACAGGCUUUGAAAAGCUUGGAGACCUUGAGGGGAAGCAUUGUAGAAGAUGAGAAUCCAGUUGAAGCAUUAAAGACAAGGAUGACGGAUGCUAUAGAGAGUGAUCUUUCCUCUGCAGAUGCUGAGAUGGAUAGAGACCGAGUUGAGAAAUAUAGAGUAUUGUGGAAGAAAAUUUUCAGGAGAAUUUGGGCAUUGGGCCCUAGACAAGUUGGUCCCAACAUUUUGGUCACUCCAAGCAGAGGAAAGACCAUGGAGGGUUCUGUUCUGUUGCAGGGGUCUCCUUAUGUGUCGCAUAGAUUAGGUCUUCACGAUGUAGGUGAAAGCAAGGAUGCGUCGACAGAUUCAUCAUCUGUGGCUGAUGACAUGUUGCUAAGGGAAGUAGAAUCUCUAGAGAGCAGUGUUUUAUCCGGAUUUCAGCUGGCUACUUCAGCCGGUCCUUUGUGUGAGGAACCUAUGUGGGGUUUGGCAUUUGUCAUUGAAGCUUUCGUAUCUCCCAUUGAGCGGCAUUCACCUGAGGAUAAUUCUUCUUCCCAUCAACCAGAACCAUAUGGUGUUUUCACAGGUCAAGUUAUGACAACGGUUAAGGAAGCUUGCAAAGCAGCUGUGCUUCAGAGAAAACCGAGGCUUGUUGAAGCGUUAUACUUCUGUGAACUGAAUACCCCAACUGAGCAUCUGGGCUCCAUGUAUGCAGUACUUGCUCGUAGGCGAGCUAGAGUGAUCAAGGAAGAAAUGCAGGAAGGGUCACCGCUGUUCACUGUGCACGCAUAUGUUCCCGUUGCAGAAAGCUUUGGUUUUGCAGAUGAGCUGAGAAGAUGGACAUCCGGAGCAGCAAGUGCACUACUUGUUUUCAGUCACUGGGAAAUGCUUCCAGAGGAUCCGUUUUUCGUCCCCAAAACAGAAGAGGAAAUCGAAGAAUUCGGAGAUGGGGCUAGUGUUCUUCAGAACACUGCCAGGAAGCUCAUUGAUGCUGUGAGGAGGAGGAAGGGUCUUCCUGUAGAGGAAAAAGUGGUCCAACAUGCAACCAAGCAGAGGACUUUAGCUCGUAAAGUGUAGAAGUUCGAAACCGUUGCAUCACACACUGGUAGAGUGCGAUUCAUUAAAGUUUUGUUGUUGUACAUCCUAUCGUUUCCAAACAAUGUUUUUGACAGAUGAGUAAAGUGGGAUAUAUGAUAAAAACAAUUUUGAGAUUGAUGUUAUUUUUUCCCUAUAGCAAAUGAAGUGGUGUUUUGUAUUUUGAAA